AUGGAAGUGUGUUUGUUGAAUAUGUCCUGCUUGGUAUCCAAAAAGAAGAAAGGCCACGGUCACCAGGAAUUCUCCAGAACUGAUGCUAGUAUGGCGAGUACAGUAGUACAGAAAAGCACUUCUCCAAAAAAUGAAAAGGAUGAAAGCAAAAUGUUUGUGCUGAAAUUAUCCCACGUCGAUGAUGAAGCUUGGUAA
Messenger RNA from Sphenostylis stenocarpa, 195 nucleotides. Lineage: Eukaryota; Viridiplantae; Streptophyta; Magnoliopsida; Fabales; Fabaceae. The record is from the annotation of a GenBank genome assembly.